Messenger RNA from Nicotiana attenuata, 891 nucleotides. RefSeq lists its product as uncharacterized. Lineage: Eukaryota; Viridiplantae; Streptophyta; Magnoliopsida; Solanales; Solanaceae. The transcript has a single exon. The coding region runs from base 1 to 891 and encodes 296 amino acids. The record is from RefSeq and is a predicted model, not a curated record.
AUGACAACUGUUAGGACUCUAAUUGUAAUAGCAGUAAAGAAGGGCUGGAACAUCUUCCAACUAGAUGUGAAUAAUGCCUUCCUUCAUGGAGACCUCCAUGAAGAGGUUUACAUGGAAGUACCUCAAGGUCUAGCUGUUGAGAGGUCAUAUUUAGUGUGCAAAUUGAACAAGUCCUUGUAUGGUAUGAAACAAGCAAGUAGGCAAUGGUAUGAAAAGUUAACUGAAGCUCUUUGCUCCAAGGGAUACACACAUUCUCUACUAGAUUAUUCUUUGUUUUACAAAAAGCAUGGAAGUUCAAUGGUGUUUGUAGCUGUCUAUGUAGAUGAUGUUCUAGUAACAGGGACUGAUUUGGAAGAAAUAGGUGUUCUAAAGAGGUAUUUACAUGAGACUUUCAGAAUAAAAGACCUAGGAAGACUACACUAUUUUCUGGGUUUAGAAAUUCUAUACAAAGAUGAUGGGGUAUUGAUAUCACAAAGGAAAUUCACAACGGAUCUACUGUCAGAAUUUGAUUGUAUAAAAUAUUCUGCCUUGAUUUCUCCACUGGAUCCCUCAACUAAGUUGAGUGCAAAUGAAGGGCCUCUAUUACCUGAUCCCUCACAUUUCAGAAAACUAGUGGGGAAGUUGAACUACCUAACCAAUACAAGACUUGACAUAUCAUAUAGUGUGCAACGUUUGAGUCAGUUUAUGCAAAGUCCUAGGGAGCCACACUUGAAAGCUGUCUAUCAUGUACUGAGAUACCUCAAAGGUGAUCCAAAUUUAGGGAUCUUUCUGUCCAACAACAAUGACUAUAGAAUUCGAGCCUUCUGUGACUCAGACUGGGCAGCCUGCCCUGACUCAAGAAAGUCAGUCAGUGGCUAUGUUGUGCUACUAGGUGAUGGUCUAAUCAGUUGA